CUGCGUCGCACGAGCGGAUUCGUGAGUCGGUCAGCACUCGCAGCGCUCCGUCGAAAGACGAUCGAGCCAAGCGGCAUCGCGCAUCCGUGCCGCGACGGCGCGUGAGCGGCAGCACAGCAGGCUUGCACUGCCAGGGGGAGCGCCAGCCGCGGUAGCGACAUGAUCGCCGCCUUGAUCACCGCGGCGGCGGCGCUGCAACCAGCACGGCUGCGACACCGCGCGCCGCACCGCAUCGUUCAGAGCGCGAGCGCCACCGACGCGACGGAGCGCGAAUCCUAUUUGCAGUACAACGCGCACGCCUGGCGCGGCGUCUGCCGGUCCGUCGUCGUCGACGCCACUAGACGAAGAGUGGACUACGACGCGGAUUUAGAUGGAAAGCGCUACUCCGCGGCCGUGAAACGGCGCACGAACGGCGAUCUCGAAGAACGAUUCAGCUGGGACGACGACGACGCCAUCGAGACGACGCUGCCGUCAAAAGACGUCGUGUGCGACUUCGACGGCUCCUACUCCUGCGACCGCGCGUCGUCAUUGGUCGCUGGUACAGCCCCAUCGUUCACCAUCGAGACGGGUCUCGCCGUGUCGGACGAGGCGAGGAUACGUAUCCUAGCUUUAUAUGAUGGCGCGACUGGUCUACUCAAACGCAUCGCGUGCUUAGACGAACAGCGCGUGGGCGCGACGGAAAGCACAGGGGGCGCGGCAUUAGCGGCCGAGGUCGACGACGUCUUCGCUGUAAGUGGUGAAUGGGCCGGAGAUGCUACUGUCCGACGGCCGGACAACAGCGCUUGUAGGGUUCUGAAGCAGGACUUCGUGUUGCGAUGUGACGGCGAGCGGUUUUAUCGGGGUUUGGAGAUGCGGAUGCCCGGGGACCUUUUUUCUACUGAUGCCAAGACCGAAAGGACCUUGCUGGAGAGUUAUGGGGAGGUCUCCGAGCCGGGUCUUGCUUAUGAUUCCGUGGUGUUUCGCGAGGACGGCGCCGUUUUAUGUAUCCUACCGGGCUGUUAUGCCUUGUGCCCCUUCGCUCUUGACGAGGAGAAGGCGUUCUUCGUCGAGGCUGGUUGUUUUGUCGACGAGGACGACCGGCAGGGGCAGUUGCCCAUCUCCGUGCGCAAGGGCAUCAUGAUGGAGGGCGACCCGGGGACCUCUUCUAGGUUCCUGGCGCGGAGCGUGCGGCUCUACGCGCCCAAGCGGGAGCUGAAGAGCGUGACGACGUCGUACCACCAGCUCGUCGACGGGGACUAG
Messenger RNA from Pelagomonas calceolata, 1239 nucleotides. The record is from the annotation of a GenBank genome assembly. NCBI's taxonomy places the organism in Eukaryota, Pelagophyceae, Pelagomonadales, Pelagomonadaceae.